AUGUUUACGUUUCCAACAGAUCAAAAUCUAAAAAAAAAGUGGGAAACGUUGCUUCGAAGAGCAGACAGGCAGCCAAAUCGAUUCUCCGUGGUCUGUGCAUGCCAGUUUGUUAAUAGGAAUAGAGAAAACCUUCCUACCUUAUUUAAACGGAAUAAUUUCCAGUUUUCUCCACCUCCUCCAGAAGUAAGGAAAAGGCAGAAAAAAAUUGUAAUAAAUCAGGACACACCAGUUGCUCAAUCGACAAAGGUUGUAGAAAAGUGCACGAGUGAACCCAAAGCCUCCACUUCAGAAAGUACAGUGCUGUUACAAUCAGAAGCUUACUUCCGGGAGAAAGAGAUGGCUGAACUACAAUCAAAAAUUGCGAAUGUUUCUGUGGCAUUUGGUUACCACACAGUAAAAGACAAUAACAAGCUUGUUGCGUUAUAUACUGGACUACCCGAUGCUGAAAAGUUGUGUAAGGAAGAUCAAUUACUGCUCACUUUAAUGAAACUGAAACUAGACUUAAUGCAAGUAGAUUUGGCAGUGAGGUUUGGUAUAUCGCAAAGCACUGUAUCCAACAUCAUCCUUACGUGGAUACACGUGCUCAAGGAAUGUCUUUACGAUAAAAUAUUAGGCAAAUCUCUUCCGACAACCUCAAAAAUUAAAACCUGUUUACCUUCUGCGUUUGCUACGUUCACAAACUGCCGCAUUAUAAUAGAUUGUACUGAAAUUUAUACUGCAGUAGCUGGCCAGUUGGAUAAGCAAAAACAAACCUACAGCAAUUACAAGCAUAGGAACACAUUAAAAGCUUUAGUUGGGGUUGCUCCCAAUGGAGUAAUUAUAUUUGUUAGUGAUUUGUAUGCGGGCAAUACCUCUGACAAAGAAAUUGUACGAAACUGUGGAAUAUUAGAGUUGUUGCAAGCAGGUGAUUUAGUCUUAGCCGACAAAGGAUUUUUAAUAGCAGAUUUGUUACCUCCAGGUGUUUCCCUAAAUAUUCCACCAUUUCUAAUGAAUAGACAGUUUACUCCAGAAGAAAUUAAACAAACAAUGGCUAUAGCUAAGGCCAGGAUUCAUGUAGAGAGAGCGAUUCAAAGAAUAAAAAUUUAUAAAGUUUUACAUUUCAUACCUGCAGCAUUAAGGCCAUACAGUAGUGACAUUUUUAAAGUGUGUGCAUGCUUGGCGAAUAUGAACUACCCACUUAUCAAGGAAGUUGAGGAACAGUACAAUUUAGAAUAA
Photinus pyralis (common eastern firefly) is the source of this 1215-nucleotide messenger RNA. RefSeq lists its product as uncharacterized. The record is from RefSeq and is a predicted model, not a curated record. NCBI's taxonomy places the organism in Eukaryota, Metazoa, Arthropoda, Insecta, Coleoptera, Lampyridae. The transcript has 4 exons. Bases 1 to 1215 code for a protein of 404 amino acids.